Messenger RNA from Ilyonectria robusta, 952 nucleotides. RefSeq lists its product as uncharacterized. Lineage: Eukaryota; Fungi; Ascomycota; Sordariomycetes; Hypocreales; Nectriaceae. The record is from RefSeq and is a predicted model, not a curated record. The transcript has a single exon. Bases 225 to 716 code for a protein of 163 amino acids.
CAGCGGGUAGAAGACCAAUAUGCUGACACACGUCCGUAGUCAAUAGCUCUAUUGUCACCUGCAUCUCGGUCACCGAGCCCCUUGAUACUAUUGCUGCUCCGGGCGAGGAAGAACCACCAUUUUUGGACAUUACGAUUCCAAAGUGUCAUGAAUUGACGUGCAGAAUAGGUGCCGGCUCAUGCAGCUUCGACAGACUCGAAGCAGGCGUAGAAUACUUCGCUGUCAUGUUCAAGCCAUCGGACAUGGACUCUAUCGCGCUUGCAUCAGGUCCUUGUGUCGCCGUGAUGCCUGCUUCACAGCAACAGGUACCUACUGCAGAACUGGCAACCUUGAAUCGAACGCCAAUCAAAACUGAACACUCAACGCCAACUCGAACAUUUCAAACUCGUCAUCAGCAAACCAGCACUGACCGAGGAAGGGGCAUAGCUACACACACUCCGACUGGGACAGCUCCACGAAAUAACUACAGGCUCAACGAAGAUAUGAGUCCUAUUCCUGGUCGAAGAUCUGAUUCAGCUUCGCCAUCAACAUCUCCCAGCAAUAUAUACAGGAAUGGCAUAGCAAGAGAAACUAAUCUAGACGAAGACAUGAUAACACGAUCGUAUAGUAAGUUCACAGUAGCUUCAGGGACAGGACAGUGCACUGUUAACUCUUGGCUUAGCCCCCGGUCGCGCACUGUCGACGCUGGACAUUCUGGAAGCCCGGGAUUGGUAUGAGGCCUCGAAUGGGGGCUCGCGAGGGGUGGUGAUUGGCAUCAUGAAGGAAGAGCCAGAUGAUGAACGCGGGCGCCAGAAGCGACAACGGACCGCGUUGUAAGCACUUGUGCGCUGUUACACUUGCCGUUGGAGUUUUUCGUCGAUUUUGUUUCUUUGCAGAGGGGAAUCUGUGUGGGAUUCCGGCUUUAUUUUCUUUCCUAUCCUUGCUGCCUGUAUUCAUGAAAAUGUCUUCGCAC